AUGAGACCAAGAUCAAAUGGGGUUUCUAGGAAUCAGAGGGAGCAUAGCUUUGAGGUUGGAGGACCAAAUUGGAUUCUCAUUCCUGGUGGUGCCUUGUUGAGUACUUUGACAAUCCGCCUUGGCUCCAAGCUGAAGCAGACCCUUGAUUCUAGGAGGGAAACACGUGCUAGAAAUGAGAAAUUGUGUGACAGAAGGAGAUCGCCAGAUUGCCAUAUGCAUCCGAAUAUGUACUCCUAUACACAUGACGAUGAUAUCUGCUUCAAUUCUGCUUCCGGGAAUGAAGGCAUCGAAGAAGUAAAAUAUCCUCCUAAUGAUCACUCGCUGUCUGAAACUGAUGGUGCACUCCCUUUGGUCACAGUCAAUGCACCAGAAUACUCAAGAGAGAAUGGCAUUAUGUGGGUUUCAUCUCUUGAUCGUCUCGAGUUACCGCCAAAGCCAUUUCACCAUUCAAACUGCUCUGACUCGCCAUGUGUCUGA
This is a messenger RNA of Linum trigynum, 477 nucleotides long. NCBI's taxonomy places the organism in Eukaryota, Viridiplantae, Streptophyta, Magnoliopsida, Malpighiales, Linaceae. The record is from the annotation of a GenBank genome assembly.